Molecule: messenger RNA, 1428 nt
Organism: Monascus purpureus
Lineage: Eukaryota; Fungi; Ascomycota; Eurotiomycetes; Eurotiales; Aspergillaceae
Source: the annotation of a GenBank genome assembly
AGGCAAGCAGCUGUAAUUGAGACACCUUUAAACAGGAACAUGUCCAUACAGAACAUAUCUGUGGAGCUCAUCAUCCUGGUUUUUCAAAGUUUGAACAAUAUAGAUGACUGUUUGUCUUUCUCUCAUACAUGCAAACAAUUCCAUGGGGUAUUCAAAAGAUUUCAAAUCGUAAUGUUUGAAUCGGUUAUAAUCAAUGCAAAACAUCAUCAACACGACAUCGAGCUAGGCCUCCUUCAGGAUAUCUAUGAACGUCACAAUAUAAAGGAAACAUUUCUCGAACCCGAGACAACAUAUGAUGAAGUCGAAAAGCCUGUGGUCUCUCAGAUAAAGGUCAAUCAGGUAAUUGAGGUUGUUGUCCGAUGGCAUGCCAUGAAGAUCCUUUAUGAUCUAUACAGAAGUUCCUCAAUACACUCCCAUUUCGUUCGAGCGAAUACAGUGAUUCAUCCCGCUAUGAACGAUAGGCUCCGUGAUUGUGCUACUGAAGAAGCCAUGCCAGAACCCAAGGAUUUCAAUUGUACGCUGGACUAUGGGCACAGAUAUGCAGAAUAUUCUCGAUUUUACCAUGCGUUGACAGCCCACUGGGUGCUGAUUGAAAAGAUCUGGCUUGCGAAGAUGACACACUACAAAAAGUCCUCCACCCGAAAUGAUCGCUAUAACCAGCUUUGGCAGCUAUGGGCGGAUAAUCCGGACAGGUCUCUUCGGGAGAAGCUGGAUUUGAUUGAAGUUGUCGACUUUACAUGGGGAUAUUUAGGGCGUAAUAUCUUCAAAGGGAGGUUCGCCCAGUUAUCAGACUGGGUUCCCCAAGCCGAUCUAGCACAAUUCACUGAAAAUGAAACUCCUGACUCUGCAUGGGCAUUUUUCAUCGCUCGGGUUACCCAGGAAUUGCGACCACCGCACAUCAUAGAGCUCCUUCUACUUUUGAUUUGGAACUCUGAGAUGGCAUGGAGAAUUGAUCGGCCAACUUACCUGCGCCAGUUAGGCUUUCUUGUGGAGCCUCAAAGUGUGGAAGAAUGGAAUGACACAGAUUGGCCAGACACACAAUUCUCGUUGAAUAUCUUGGAUGAAGAUGUUAUCAACAGCUUGGUUGAUAUGGUUGGCAGUGAGGAUUCUUAUGACUUAUGCGAGAAGCAAUGGUACAACUAUAAAGACACGCAGUGGCAAGGCAAUAUGCAAGGGCGUAUACUCGGAUAUGAGAUGACAUCACAGCAGCUUUUCGAACUUAUCAUGUUUUCUGGUGAUGUAUAACGCACAAAAUGAGACAGGAUUGAGACUCACAUGUUGGUCCCCUCGUGGUAUUUCGCCCGUAUAUUCCAGUAUAGUUAUUUUCUAUUUCACAUCUUAAGUAGUACCACUUACAGCCUGAUUGGGAAAAGAAAAGAAAAUACCUGUCUUAGCAUAUGCCUGGGUUGUGUGUCUAAUGAAUCUAAU